GGAACAUGCUGCGGGUCGGACUUGAUUGCGCGAGUGACGGUGUUGGUGUCGUUUGUAGAACUUCAUCGGAGAUGGCCAUGCCGAAUACCCAGUCCUUGGUAUAAGAAGGACUUUUUGUCGCUUUGCUCAUUCACUCAUCAAACCAGAUGAGAAGAAACGAUGGCAGCAGUCUCAUCUAACGCGUUGGCGUCCGCUUUGGAACAGCCCAGAGGGUCUGUCGGGGCGUACAAAGAAUUGUCCACAAGCACGGUUCUGCUCGAGAAUGAAUUGCAUGGUACUGGCAGAUUCGCCGCCGCAUCGUUCCCGAACUAUCUGCCGGUAUGGGAUAAUGAAAAGGGAGAAAAAUAUGCUCCUUUGGAACCAUUUGAGCACUACGAGCACGGCAAAGACGCUGACCCAUCCUUUCCCAACCUGCUAAAGGAGGGAAGCCAUCUUGAAGACAUCACCGCCUCUAUUGGAGCCGAGGUCACCGGCGUGCAGCUUUCUCAACUGAACGACAAGGGCAAGGACGAACUGGCGCUUUUGGUGGCGCAGAAGAAGGUCGUCGCUUUCAGAGAUCAAGACUUUGCAUCUCUUCCCAUUGAAAAAGCUCUUGAGUUUGGCCGCUAUUUUGGCCGACUGCACAUUCACCCGGCCAGUGGAGCGCCGAAAGGGUAUCCUGAGGUCCAUCUCGUCCACCGUGGUGCUGAUGACAAGUCUUUCCUCGAGUUCCUGAAUAACCGGACAAACUCCAUCGCCUGGCACAGCGACGUCACGUAUGAGAAUCAACCUCCAGGAACUACCUUUUUGUACGCCCUCGAUGUCCCCGGCGCUGGAGGCGAUACCUUGUUUGUCAACCAGGCAAAAGCGUAUGAGAGGCUAUCACCUGCGUUCCGUGAACGCCUCGCUGGCUUGCAAGCUGUUCAUUCGGGCUACGAACAAGCCACGAGCGCUCUAAAUAGGGGCAGUAUUGUCAGAAGAGACCCUGUUUCGUCUAUUCAUCCUGUGGUGAGGACUCAUCCGGCGACCGGUGAGAAGGCAUUAUAUGUCAACCCACAGUUCACACGGUAUAUCGUCGGGUUCAAACAAGAGGAAAGCGACUACCUCCUCAAGUUCCUCUAUGACCAUAUAGCCCUCAGUCAAGACCUUCAGGCUAGGGUGAAAUGGAAGCCUGGCACUGUUGUUGUUUGGGACAAUCGGGUAACAGCUCAUUCAGCCCUCAUUGAUUGGUCGGACGGCCAGCGUCGACAUAUUGCGCGGAUAACUCCACAAGCUGAGCGACCAACGGAAUAGACCUGGGAGUGAUCUGGAUGCUGGGGAGGCACGGUAUAGCCACAAAGCCAGGUUCAGGGCGCUAGUGCGGCGGGAACCAACAUUUGGUAGCGGAGGUCUGUAGGACAUUAGCAGCAUCUGCGCGGCCGCGGCAUCACAAGACGUCGAGCAAUAUUUGGCAAAUCCAUUCAUUUUGACCUUGAGGAUUCUGAGUGUUGGCCCAGACCCGGUUGCCCGUUGCCGCCCCAACUCCAGACGAUGCUCGUAACCCUGAUGUGCAACCUUGCGGUGUAUGGCGUAUGUCUAGAAGCCCCUAAUCACCCUCCAAUCUUGCAACCACAGUGCUCAUGUCUUCGUCGCUGUAGAUUCUGAAUCCACCUUCUCGAGUGACGCUGGCUAGUUGGACAUUCUUUGAAUCCAGCUUUUCCUCCAUGACCUGCUUCAGUGUCUUCAGAACCAACGUCUCUGCUUCUUCUAGCGUUAAUGAUCGGUGGUACUCGGAUUGUAAUUCAGCUUGAGCUCCUUCGCUACCAGAGCCAAUGGCUUUUGCAUCGUAUCG
Exophiala xenobiotica is the source of this 1810-nucleotide messenger RNA. RefSeq lists its product as uncharacterized. Gene Ontology annotation, molecular function: 2-oxoglutarate-dependent dioxygenase activity. Gene Ontology annotation, cellular component: cytoplasm. The record is from RefSeq and is a predicted model, not a curated record. The transcript is spliced from 7 exons. Lineage: Eukaryota; Fungi; Ascomycota; Eurotiomycetes; Chaetothyriales; Herpotrichiellaceae. Bases 160 to 1272 code for a protein of 370 amino acids.